CGCCGACUGAGGGAAACACAAAGAAGAAUGUUUGGUACCCUGUUUAUCAAGUUGUCAGUAGUAUUUUUGUGAUAUUCAGCAAUAUUGCAAACGGCAUCAUGCAGACUUAGUAUUUGACAAGAGAUGGAUUCCCGAGAAGCAUUAAGCUACUGUACAAGUGCUAGCAACCGUACUCUCGACCACCUAGUGCAGCCUGAUGCACAUAGUUAAUAUAAGUGACGUACCAGCCUAUUUAGGGAGAGCCGAAAACGCGCCAGACUUGAUUCCACAAAGUGACGAACGCAGGGCAGUGUUCAAAGAUGCCUUCUACCUGCUGUGUUACAAACUGCAAUAGUCGUUCUUACGAUAGAUGGGGCGUAAAGAGCGGAUUAUCCUUUUAUCGUUUUCCAGCGUGGAGAACUAAUAGUACAAGCCAUGUUUCAGAGGUGACAAAAAGGCGACGAAUGGCAUGGAUAGCAGCAGUAAGGAGGCCCAAGCUUACCUUCGAUAACACUCCACCCCACAUGAGGUUGUGUUCAAAGCAUUUUCACAAAGGAAAACCUGCCUAUGAAAUGAUGGAGUGUGAACCUGACUGGGCCCCUUCUCUAAACCUCGGCCAUAAUGAGGUCAAAGCCAAAACAGCACGGCGCAAGCGGAUUGGGGGAAAAGCAACGAGGACACAAAAACAGCCAAUAUGUUCAACUGGUGACCUAUUGAUGGGAGCUUUGGAUACUUCUGAAGCAAUGCAAGAUAAUAUUAUUGAAGUUACUGUGGGAGAAACUGGAGCAGUGGUAGAUCCUACUAACGUCACCAGGGACGAGUCACCAAGUACGAUGCACAGCAGUGAGGAACACCAUCCAGUGGGAUCUUGGGAACAAGCCACCGUGGAGGCCAUCACGGACAUGGGGUCAUUAAACACCACAGACACUGGAACUCAAAUUGCCCAGGCUACAAUUGCGGAUCUCAAAGACGAGAAUGACUGCCUCCGCGUGCAGAAUGUGAACCUGCGCUCAGAGCUGCGGCUGAUGCAGUGGGAACGGGAACAGCAGCUGCGCGAUCUACAGGAGAGGCUGGAGGCACUGCGACAGAGAUGCUCUUGUGGAGCCAUGUCAGACUCGGCCAAAUCAGAGGUGGCUUCCGUCGCCACAGAUGGAGAUGGAUGUUGAAAACAGAGAACAUUAAGAUCUUGAGAUGUUUCUGAUAACAUGUCUGAUCUGAAAUAGGCCUGUGUGGCCCACACACCAUUUCUGGUAACAUUAUAUUUAUUUGAAAUAACUUUCAUUGAAUAAAUUCAUGAUAUUUGAAGGUAAUUGAAGUUUAAUUUAAUUCAAAAGUUAGCACUAGGGGGUGAAAAAAGAAGAUACAAUAGAAUAGAUUCAGCCAGAGAUCAACAAGGCCAUCACGUUUCCUUUAACAUGGAAGUGUGCUUGACCUUAUGGCCUUGUUAUUGCAUCCUAAAAAUAUAUGGCCCUAUUGUAUUGAUCUAAACAUAUAGUCUGAGCCCUGAGUGAGGGCGCGUGUGAAUGUUGACGCCAGGUGCAUGGCUCAAAGGGUUCUACUCAGGGUCCUGUCAUAUGCCCGGCACUAGGCGUGACAUGAGACUCCUUAUCUUGCAGCCAAUUCAGUGAUGAAGAUUUUGCCAUGCGCUCCACUGCGCCCACAGGUGUGUUAAAUAAAGACAUGGGUGUGGCACGUGAUCCAAAAAAUGAUAUCUUACACCCUCUAAAAAUCAUUAUAAUCACCAUUGAUCAAUAUAAACCUAAUGGCACAUACUGUAUAAAGCACAGCUGAAGACACUGUCACAAGAUGUAAGUAGUGCUUAGCAACAAGUCCCAAACAACUGCAUUGCUGAAACAGGUGUGUGUGUGCGCGCGUGUGCGUGCGUGAGAGAGAGAGAAACGUACACACUGUACUUGCCAAUGAACUGAA
This is a messenger RNA of Sardina pilchardus (European sardine), 1908 nucleotides long. RefSeq lists its product as uncharacterized. The record is from RefSeq and is a predicted model, not a curated record. Bases 300 to 1145 code for a protein of 281 amino acids. Gene Ontology annotation, molecular function: sequence-specific DNA binding. Lineage: Eukaryota; Metazoa; Chordata; Actinopteri; Clupeiformes; Clupeidae. The transcript has 3 exons.